GGACAGUGCACUAGCAAGGUUUCUUCGGUCUGACCCAGAGGCUCCGGUUGCCCGCGAUGCCGAGGCCAGACCCGAACGCCUCGCCUCUCUGAGUCGGUCUCAGCGCGGAAGGCACAGGGGGAGGCCAUGGCGGAGGCCUCGGAGCCCGGGAGGCCAGAGUCCCCCGGCAGCGGGAGCCUGGAGGAGGACGAGGAGGAUGAGGAGCGGGAGCCGCUGCUGCCGCGGAUCGCCUGGGCCCAGCGACGGAAGGUCGCUCCGGGGGGCGCCGUGAGGCUGGAGACGGCUGCCGGGGAGGAAGGUGCGGCCUCCCCUAGCCAGGCCAGCGACCGGGAACUGCUGCUUCUGCCCCUGGACGCGUCUUUCUCCUCCUCCCCGGGCUUGGGGCGCCAGCGGAGCUCGCCCACCAAUCUGGACCGGAACCGCCCCGUGGGUUCAGAGUUGAACACAUUUUUGGAUGAUCCAGAAUUUGCUGAUAUUAUAUUGAAAGCGGAGCAAGCAAUAGAAUUUGAAGUUUAUCCAGAAAGAAUCUCUCAAGGUUCAAGUGGAAGUUACUUUGUGAAGGAUCCUAAGAGGAAAAUUAUUGGUGUGUUUAAACCCAAAUCAGAAGAGCCUUAUGGUCACCUGAAUCCGAAAUGGACCAAAUACGUUCACAAGGUCUGCUGCCCUUGCUGCUUUGGCAGGGGCUGCCUGCUUCCUAACCAGGGAUACCUUUCCGAAGCUGGUGCCUACCUUGUGGACGAAAAGCUUCAUCUGGGCAUUGUACCAAAAACAAGAGUGGUUUGGCUUGUCAGUGAGACGUUUAACUACAGUGCAAUUGACCGUGCAAAAUCUAGAGGCAAAAAGUAUGCUUUGGAGAAAGUGCCAAAAGUAGGUAGAAAAUUUCAUCGGAUAGGACUUCCUCCUAAGAUUGGUUCCUUUCAGUUAUUUGUUGAAGGUUACAAGGAGGCUGAAUGUUGGCUUAGGAAAUUUGAAGCUGACCCUUUGCCUGAGAAUAUUAGAAAACAGUUUCAGUCACAGUUUGAAAGAUUAGUUGUUCUGGAUUACAUCAUCAGAAAUACAGACAGGGGAAAUGAUAACUGGUUAAUCAGAUGUGAAAAGCAGACACAUGAAGAUGAAGUUACGGAUACAAAAUGGACUGAUGAUAAAGAAACACUUAUUAAAAUAGCUGCAAUUGAUAACGGUCUAGCGUUUCCUUUUAAACAUCCUGAUGAGUGGAGAGCAUAUCCAUUUCACUGGGCUUGGCUUCCUCAAGCAAAAGUUCCUUUUUCUGAAGAAAUAAAAAACUUGGUUCUGCCAUGUAUUUCAGACAUGAACUUUGUGCAAGAUUUAUGUGAAGAUCUUUAUGAACUUUUUAAGAUUGACAGAAAAUUUGAUAAAGCCACUUUUGAAAAGCAGAUGUCUGUGAUGAGGGGUCAGAUCUUAAACCUCACUCAGGCACUGAGAGACAGGAAGAGUCCUGUCCAGCUGGUGCAGAUGCCUUGUGUGGUCGUGGAGCGCAGUCAGGGCGGAGGGCAGGGCCGGGUCGUCCACCUCAGCAAUUCAUUCACCCAGACUGUCCACUGCAGGAAGCCGUUCUUUUCCUCCUGGUAGCGGCUGUGAGAGAAACAACUGUGUGGCCUUGUGUGGUUAAAACUUACUGUCACGUAAAUCUGCUGGUAAGAGUGCCAGCUGCCAGAGCCUCAAAUAAUAAUAAGUUUCUGAAAGGUUGUCUUUUGAAUGUAAUCAGAGUUUACAGUUUUUUUGUCUAAAUGUUAAAUUUCUAUUUCAGGGAAGAAGUGAUAUAUCUCUUAUAUCGUAUUUUUGUAGAAAAAUUUUAUUUUAUGUUGUUGAUGUUAGUUUAAGGUAAUUUCAUAGUUUACACAUUCUGAAAUGACUGUCAUUACUCUUGAAUUCCAAACAGAAAAAUAAGGUGUUUGUUGACUUUGAAUACAGUUACUUUUUAUAUACUUUCUAAACAUUGACAAGAAUGGUCAUGUUAAUUCUUCUUACAUUAUAAAAGGCUUUUGAGGGUAAAAGUGCUCUUAUGAGCUAUAAUAGAGUAGUUAAUAAAAAAUAGGUAAGAAUAAAGCAAUGUUGCCUUAAUUUAAAAAGCUGCUAUUUUAGAACUUGAAUAAAUACUCCUAACAUGACCAUUAUUAGGGACCAGAAAAUUAUAUUUUGUUUAAGUAACUGAUAACCAUUUUCUUUUUCAUACUUCAGAAUAUUUUUGUCAAUUAUUUUGUUUACAGUGAGGAAAAAAAAUCUAAUGAUGUCUCCCACAUUUUAAAAAAAGUGGAAACACUCAAUUGAGACUUGAGGGAAAUAAUAUGAAAUGUAGAUCCCCAGUAUUCUGACAUUCCAAAAUAGCAUUAAAAAAUCCCUUCUGUUUCUUGCAUGGGAUCAGUACUUAAUCAGUUAGUGCUUCCGAGCACUGCUCUGGUUCAAUUUAGUACUUCAAUUAGUAUUAAACUUCACUGAAAAGUAAAACAUAACUCAAACUGUAUAUUGGAUGCCAUUUUGAGGUCCUAGGACAUAACCUCUUAAAAAUAAUAGUAGUUUUGUAGAGUACUUGAAAUUACUGAUAUUAUAAUUACAGUCAACUUUAGAAUAUCAGCCCCAGUUAAAGGGGAACAUGACAGAGAUAACCAUAAAAUCAUUAUUUUAUUUUAAACACCAGUAUGUCUGACAUGCUGGGAAUUUGUAGUACUUUUAACUCAUUGAGUAAUUUAAAUUGAGAUGAGCUCCAUAUGAAGAUUUGAUCCCAGAGAAGCAAGCAGAAGCCUCUUUUCUCUUCUUAGGCUCCAAACAAGUAACAUCACCACUCAAAUUAAACUGGGCAGUUUGUGGUUUUGGCCUUGUGUUUUUCAAGCUUUCUGUCCUGUAAUCUUUUAAACUAAGUUAUUUUUAUGUAAAAAGUAUUUCCUGAAGGUUGAAUUAGACCAGAAAUCCUCCCUUCCUCUACAUCUUUCUCUUGGUCUUUGUGGAUGUGAUGAGUAAGGAUACUGCUGUCCUGGUGAAGUCCACUGGAAACCUGUGUUCUCUUACCUUCUCCAGCCCUCCAUGAUCUUCAUACUGAGAUAAUGAAAAACUGACUGGAAAUUCAAAGCUCAAGCUACUAUCUUUAGAUAAACACCAGUAAUUAAAAUGUGCCUUUUGAAGAUGUUUUCUUAAUGACAUAAGUUUUUAUGAUCUGGAUACUGCUCUCAUAAGACAGUUUUUUUCAGUAUUUUGAUAAUUGCUAUAUUAAUUUUUAUAACAUAAACUUAGUAAGUUGCUACUGUUUUAUAUCCUAAAAUUAAGUAGUGUGAAAAUAUUUUUAAAUGAUCUGACCAGGUCAGAAAGAUAAAGCUGAAAUAUUUAAGAUAUGAUUACAAGUCAGAAUACAUUGGUUGUACUUUGUAAAUUUUCAUGAACUUUGUUUUUAUUUAAAUAUCGUUAAUUUUUUCAGUGAGUGUAUUUGUAUUGUUAAACAUGUAGACUAAAGAUAAUAAAAAGGAUUCAUUUCUAGAUUUCUCCUGAAGUAUGUGUAUUGAAUAUUUAGAAUGUUUGUUAAUAUGUUUAUGUUUAUGAAUGAUGCCAAACCACCAUUUUCUUACUUUAUAUGUUAGUACAGCUUAAUACAUUAUCAUUCCAAAAGACAUUUAACUGGAAUCUUUAUAAUUAGAGGCAUUUUAAUUUUUAUUUAAAUAUAAGCUGCCUUAUUCUCCAAAUUUGUCAGCAAACAUGGAGACAUGUUUUUUUGUAGUCUUGAAAACGACUUGAUGCAUAAAUUUUUUUUUAAGUUUUGUACUAAUGGAAUUAAAACCUUAUUAAAAACA
Molecule: messenger RNA, 3797 nt
Organism: Odocoileus virginianus texanus
Lineage: Eukaryota; Metazoa; Chordata; Mammalia; Artiodactyla; Cervidae
Gene: PI4K2B
Product: phosphatidylinositol 4-kinase type 2 beta
Biological process (GO): phosphatidylinositol phosphate biosynthetic process; endosome organization; Golgi organization
Cellular component (GO): endosome; trans-Golgi network; lysosomal membrane
Molecular function (GO): 1-phosphatidylinositol 4-kinase activity
Source: RefSeq, a predicted model, not a curated record